CGAAAAUUGAAUAUUUAACUAAAAACAAAUCCAGGAAGAACUAAAGAAAAAGGAAAGAAAAAUGCAGAGAGAAAGAAAAAUAGAUGUUACUCCAAGUAAUUAUUCAGUAUUGGAUACUGAGUUUGGAAGUAUGCGGGAACGUUUUGAAGCCGAAAUGAAGCAUGUGGAGGAAGAAAUGAAACGUUUAAGGCAAGAAUUUGAAGGAUAUACGCCAUCACAACCAGGAUCACAGGCUGAUAAUCGCUCCACCACGUAUCAUCGCGAAGAAUCCAGACGUUACGAAUCAUCCACAACGCAGGGCAGCGGUCCACCUCCACCAAGCAGUACGUUCCGUAGUGAGGGAGGUUUUACGCGACCGGAUAUGAUGUCCAUUCGACCAACCUACGAUCCUUAUCUGGAAAAUCUUAAAUCACCGCUUAUCAAAGAUGAAAGUGAUGGAAAAACGCUCAGACUUAGAUUUGAUGUUGCACAGUACAAACCGGAGGAAGUAACAGUGAAAACAGUUGAUAACAGACUUUUGGUCCAUGCUAAACAUGAAGAAAAAACACCGCAACGUUCCGUGUUCAGAGAAUAUAAUCAGGAGUUCAUGCUUCCCCGCGGAACAAAUCCAGAACUAAUCAGCAGUACGCUAAGUACGGAUGGCGUUUUAACGGUUGAAGCACCGCUGCCCCAUUUGGCUAUUCAACACUGAACUUGCUUAAUCAGAUUCUGUCGUAUGAAGUGUGUUUGGACGACGCAUACCCUCCUUCUCAAAUCCAGUUUUUCCUCUGCCUUAAAGUUGCUAUUACAACAUCCAAUAUGAUCUGUACAACAAAGUCCAAAAAAUGUGUUACUUUUUUUUUCAUUUCUAAUGACUCAUACACAAUUCUAAAACACACCUGGAAUCAUUUGAAUAUAACAAAUCAAUUUCAUAAAUGUUGCAUUGCCCUGCAUUGCUGUUAAAUUAAUUUUAUAUAAAAUGUUCCAUUCAGAGCUCAAAAAAAGAAAUUCGCUCUCAAAAC
Loa loa (African eye worm) is the source of this 1001-nucleotide messenger RNA. RefSeq lists its product as hypothetical. The transcript is spliced from 6 exons. The record is from RefSeq and is a predicted model, not a curated record. Gene Ontology annotation, biological process: response to heat; protein refolding. NCBI's taxonomy places the organism in Eukaryota, Metazoa, Nematoda, Chromadorea, Rhabditida, Onchocercidae. Gene Ontology annotation, molecular function: protein folding chaperone. The coding region runs from base 62 to 691 and encodes 209 amino acids.